ACUGACGAAAUAUAUAAAACUGAUUCUCAUCAAUUAGAAGCAAUAAACAAUAUUUUGGUUUUUUACGUCAAUGGAAUCAUGAUCAAUGACAGUAAAAUUGAACCCGAAUGGACAUUAAUUUAUUAUUUGCGAACUAAAUUAGGAUUAACCGGCACAAAACAAGGAUGUUCGGAAGGCGGCUGUGGAGCUUGCACAGUCAUGGUAUCAAAAUAUGAUCGAGAACAUAAUAAGAUAAUUAAUUUGGCAGUAAAUGCAUGCUUAAUGCCGAUAUGCGCAGUUCAUGGUAUGGCCGUUACUACCAUAGAAGGUAUUGGUAGUACCAGAACAAAACUUCACUCCAUACAAGAGCGAAUAGCAAAAUCACACGGUUCGCAAUGUGGUUUCUGUACUCCUGGUAUCGUUAUGUCAAUGUAUGCAUUAUUAAGAAGUAAAUCAGAUCUUAAUAUGAAUGACAUAAAUAUCGCAUUUCAAGGUAAUUUAUGCAGAUGUACUGGAUAUCGACCUAUUAUAGAAGGAUUGCGAACUUUUAUCGAUGAUUCACAACAAAAUAAUACAACGGAAGAAUUAAAUUGUAAAGAAUCAAAAGUUUGUUUUCUUGGCGAUGCUUGUUGUAAAAUGGCUUUUACAUCAGUGCCAACUGAAAUGCUAAGCUCCAAAAAAUACAUUCCAUAUGAUCCUUCACAGGAACCAAUUUUUCCUCCGCAUUUACAAUUAUCAUCAACUUUGGACAAUGAAUAUUUGAUUAUAAAAGGAAAACAGACUAAUUGGUUUAGGCCAAUAAAUUUAAAACAGCUUCUACUAUUGAAAAAUAGAUAUCCAAAUGGAAAAAUUGUAGUUGGUAAUACAGAAGUAGGCGUUGAAGUAAAAGUAAAACAUCUUACGUAUCCUAUACUUAUUCAUCCCAUUCGUAUUCAUGAAUUAAAAAAAAUAGAAGAAACGGUUAAUGUCAUUAUAAUUGGAGCUGGUACAACACUGGUUGAGUUAGAAUCGGCACUUCGACAUCAAAUACUUAUGAAGCAUGAAUCAAAGACCAGAAUUUUUCAAAGUAUCGUGAAUUUAUUACACUGCUUUGCUGGGAUUCAAAUACGAAAUGUUGCGUCAAUAGGUGGAAACAUAAUGACCGGAAGUCCGAUUUCUGACUUAAAUCCUAUAUUCUUGGCUGCAGGUGUGAAAUUAAAUUUAUGUAGCAUUAACUCUGGAUAUAGAACAGUUCAAAUGGAUCAUACCUUUUUUACCGAUUAUAGAAGUAAUAUAGUACGACCCGAUGAAGUAUUAAUAUCAAUUGAAAUACCUUAUAGUACUCAGAAUCAAUAUUUCAUAUCUUAUAAACAAUCUAAAAGACGAGAUGAUGAUAUAACAAUUGUGAACAUGGCGUUGAAUGUUUUUAUGAAAGAAAAUUCUAACAUUGUGGAAAAAGCAUAUUUGGCUUUUGGUGGGAUGGCGCCCAUUACUGUAUUAGCAAAAAAAACCUGCGAAGCUUUAAUUAAUAAAAAGUGGACGGAAAGUCUUUUGGAUAAUAUCGUCGAUAUCCUUAUUGAAGAAAUGCCUCUUCCUGGAGAUGCACCUGGUGGUAUGGUAUUGUAUCGACGUUCAUUAACUGUCAGCUUAUUCUUCAAAGCUUAUGUGCAUAUAUUAAGGCAAUUAUAUAAGAAUGUACCAUCUGUAACAUCGGUGCCGAAAGAGUUAAAAUCCGCAUCUGAUUGUUUUCAUUACAAACCUCCCAAGGGCUCUCAGUAUUAUCAAACGGUAUCUGAAGAUCAGUCAUCAAUUGAUUUGAUUGGAAGACCGUUGAUUCAUGCCAGUGCAUUUAAACAAGCAAGUGGAGAAGCUAUUUACUGUGAUGAUAUUGCGCGUUUCGAAGGCGAACUUUAUUUAGCAUUUAUAAUGUCAAAAAGUGCCCAUGCAAGAAUCAUUAAAAUUGAUAAAGAAAAAGCUAUGGAUUUAGAAGGCAUUGUGGCUUAUUUUGAUGCUAAUGAUAUUCCCAAAAAUCGUCGAUAUUUUGGUCCAAUUUAUAAAGAUGAAGAGAUUUUUGCAUCGGAAAUUGUAAGUUGUCAUGGUCAAAUAAUUGCAGCUAUUGUAGCCACAAAUCAAAUCAUUGCCCAAAAAGCUGCAAGAAUGGUAAAUGUUGAAUACGAAGAACUUCAGCCUGUAAUUUUAACUAUCGAGGAUGCCAUUAGAAUGAACUCAUUUUAUCAAGAAGGCUACAAGCAUUUCGAUGUAGGCAAUGUCGAUGAAACAUUUAUUGAAUCGGAUCAUAUUUUAGAAGGGGAAAUAAGAAUAGGUGGGCAAGAACAUUUUUAUUUAGAAACACAGUGUACCAUUGCAAUACCAAAAGAAGAGAAUGAAAUAGAAAUUUUCUCAGCAACGCAAGAUCCUGCAAUAACACAAUCAACUGUCGCUCAUAUGCUCAAUAUUCCUAUGAAUAAAAUUACCGUACGAGUUAAGAGAUUAGGUGGUGCCUUUGGUGGCAAGGAAACGCGAAGUUUGCUCGUCACAUUGCCAGUUGCAUUGGCUGCACAUAGUUUGCAUAAGCCUGUAAGAUGCACGUUGGACCGAGAUGAAGAUAUGCUGCUAACUGGAACGAGACAUCCUUUUUUAUUUAAGUAUAAAGUAGGCUUUACCGGCGAUGGUAUUAUUAAAGUAAUUGAAAUUCAUAUUUAUGCUAAUGGAGGCAAUUCUUUGGAUUUAUCCGUACCAGCUAUGUUCCGUGCUAUGACUCACAUAGAGAAUGCGUAUAAAAUACCAGCUCUUAGAAUUUUUGAAUAUUUAUGUAAAACCAAUUUACCUUCAAAUACUGCUUUUCGUGGUUUCGGCGCACCUCAAGCAAUGUUUGCUAGUGAAACUAUAAUUCGACAUAUCGCAGAUUAUCUUAAUCGAGAUAUUAUAAAGCUAUCUGAAGUGAAUUUAUGUAAAGAAGGUCAAAUAACAUUUUAUAAUCAAAAACUCGAAAAUUGCUCAAUACAACGCUGUUGGAACGAAUGUCUUGAAUUUUCCAAUUAUAAUCAGAGAUUGGAAUAUAUUAAAAUAUAUAAUAAGGAACACAAAUAUAAAAAAAAAGGAUUGUCAGUAGUACCAACAAAAUUUGGAAUAGCUUUUGAAACACUUUUUCUCAAUCAAGGCGGAGCCCUUGUUCAUGUUUAUGUAGAUGGUUCGGUUCUAUUAACACACGGUGGAGUGGAAAUGGGACAAGGAAUUCAUACUAAAAUGAUUCAGGUGGCCAGUAGAGUGCUAAAAGUAAAUCCAAAUAAAAUACACGUAAGCGAGACGGUUACGGAUAAAGUCCCAAAUGCAACUGCAACUGCUGGAAGUACCGGAUCUGACUUGAAUGGAAUGGCUAUAUUGAAUGCUUGCAACGAAAUAAUGAAACGAAUUAAAUAUAUAAUAGAUUCUAAUCCAAAUGGAACAUGGGAAAGUUGGGUGGAAAAAGCAUAUUAUGAUAGAAUUAGUCUUUCUGCAACAGGAUUUUAUCGCACACCAGAUAUAGGAUAUGAUUUUGAAAAGAAUACUGGCACUCUAUUCGAUUAUUUUACAUACGGAGCUGCUUGUAGUGAAGUAGAAAUCGAUUGUUUGACGGGCGAUCAUCAGGUUUUACGAACUGAUAUUGUUAUAGAUUUAGGAGAAAGUUUAAAUCCAGCUAUUGAUAUUGGACAAGUAGAGGGUGCAUUUAUGCAAGGCUAUGGACUUUUUACAAUGGAAGAAAUGAUAUAUUCAUCUACAGGAGUAAUUUAUAGUCGUGGUCCCGGAGCUUAUAAAAUUCCUGGAUUUGCGGAUAUUCCUCAAGAAUUUAAUGUUUCAUUAUUAAAAGGAGUUUCUAAUCCUAGAGCAGUGUAUUCUUCGAAGGCUGUAGGAGAACCACCAUUAUUUUUAGCAUCUUCUGUUUUUUUCGCAAUCAAAGAAGCUAUUAAAGCAUCUCGAGCUGAAAUGAAUAUUCAUGGAUAUUUUAGAUUAGAUUCACCAGCAACUGCUGCUCGUAUAAGGAUGGCCUGUAUCGAUCCACUUAUAAAAAAGAUUGAAAACGGAGAUGGAAAAAAAGCUUGGAAUAUAAUCCCAUGA
Messenger RNA from Ceratosolen solmsi marchali, 4053 nucleotides. RefSeq names its product xanthine dehydrogenase-like. NCBI's taxonomy places the organism in Eukaryota, Metazoa, Arthropoda, Insecta, Hymenoptera, Agaonidae. Gene Ontology annotation, molecular function: 2 iron, 2 sulfur cluster binding; molybdopterin cofactor binding; xanthine dehydrogenase activity. The transcript has 24 exons. The annotation marks the transcript as partial. The record is from RefSeq and is a predicted model, not a curated record.